AUGGGGCUGCGCAGUGGGGGCAGGGACGGAGGAAGGGAGCAAGCAACGAAGGUGAGGGCAUGGGCAGUGGCAGGAGAGGAGGAGAAGGAUGAGAAGGUGAGGGAAUGGGCAGUGGCAGAAGGGGAAGAGAAGGACGAGAAGGAGAAGGCGGGAGGGUGUGAAUUUGUAGCAGCAGACACUGAAGGGAAGAAUGAGCAGGUGAGGGAAUGGGCAUUGGCAGAAGGGGAAGAGAAGGACGAGAAGGAGGAGGCGGGAGUGUGCGAAUUAGUAGCAGCAGGCACUGAAGGGAUGAAUGAAAAGGUGAAGGAAUGGGCAGCCACAGAAGGGGAAGGGAAGAAUGCGAGGGAGGGGACCUGGGCGUGCGUACCAGCAGCCGCGGAAGCAGAAGAGAAGGACGAGCAGGUGGGGGCAGGAGUGAGCGAAAUUGCAGCAGGAGAAGUAGAAGAGAGGGACGUAGAGGUGGGGGCAAGGCCGUGUGUACCAGCGACAGCAGAUGCGGAAGGGAAGGGCGAGAAGGGGGGAGCGGUGAAGAAAGGAGGGAAGAAGGAGCUGAGCAGUACAGACAUGGGAGGGAGUGGUUGGCAGCCAGCGCUAAGGACAGCGGAGUUGUUCGGGGAAAUCAGGGCAGGGGCAAAGACUGGCGUGACAAUGAAGGAUCGGAUGCAAGCAGAGGAGCAAGCGCAGGGAAACAAGCUGGCGGAGCAGCAUGUGAGUAAGCUGCGGGAAGGAAGGCCAGAGCUGCUGGGGGGAGCAGAGCAGGAGAGUGAGGAAGUGGGGGCAGGGGAGCCCCUAGCAACAGGGGAAAAGGCAGACCAUGCAAUGGAAGAAGCGGAGAACCGGGCGGCAUGGGAGCAAGCUAAGGCAGCGGAACACUUGGAGGAGGUGAUACCGGUAUCGGUGGAGGACCUACAUACCGUGCAGUUGAGGGAUGCGUGCAGCCGUGAGCAGUGGCAGCAGCAGGAAGGCAAGGGGAUAAGGGCGGCUAGAGAGGCAGGGGAGAAACGCAAGGAAGAAAUCAUUCUAGAAACCUCAUCCCAGCAGCAAACUCUCCCGGGAACCAACCAGCAGCAGCAGCCCAUACCCUUCCCUGCCCACCCCACCUCCUCCUCCCCAGACAAUCCCGCGUCUCCUGUGGCCAAUACUGAGCUGCCACGUGUCCAGGCUGAGCUGGAGCGGGAGCGGGCGGCAGGAAGGCUGGAUGCGUGGGGGAGGUAUCUGCUGGGAGUGGUGUUGUCGCAGAGGGGGAGAGAGGGGGAGGCGCGGGUGGUUCUGUGUGAGAGUGUGCGGGAAUACCCUUGGAACUGGGCUGCGUGGCAGCAAAUAGAGGCCCUCUGUCUCGACCACGACACCUACCUCUCGCUCCUCCCUUCCCUCCCUGCCCACUGGAUGACUCUAUUCGCCCUCUCCUCCCUCCUCCUCUCCCUCCACCGCAACUCCGAAGCCCUCUCCCUCUGCCUGCACCUCGCCUCCCCCCCUUCCUCCUCCUCCUCCGCCUCCUCCUCCUUCUCUCACUCCCUCUCUCACUCAUCGCAGCAAGCAGAGGGGGAGCAGGGGGAAAGGAGGCGAAUGGCGGAUGGGGAAGGAGGGGGAACUGCAGCAGCAGCAGCAGCAGCAGCAGCAGGGGGAGCAGGAGAGACAACAACAGGAGGAACUGGCAAAGCGGCGGGGAAAGGAGGGGGCUUUCCACAGAGCACGUGGGUGGCAGCAGCAACAGCAACGGCGCACUACAACCUGAGGGACUUUGACUCGGCAGAGGCUGUGUUCGCAGAGUUGACUGGCGUUGACCCGUACAGACUAGAGGCCAUGGACACGUUUUCAAAUAUUCUCUACGUGAAGGAGGACUUUGCUGGGCUCUCCCACCUGGCGCACCGGGUGACAAAAAUUGACAAGUACCGGCCAGAGACGUGCUGCAUCGUCGGAAACUAUUUCUCCCUAAAGGGCCGCCACGAGCGAGCCGUGGCCUACUUCCGCCGAGCCCUCCGCCUCGACCGCUGCUACCUGUCAGCGUGGACGCUGAUGGGGCACGAGUAUGUGGAGAUGAAGAACAGUGCCGGGGCGAUUCAAGCGUACAGGCGGGCGGUGGAUAUCAACCCGAGGGAUUAUAGGGCGUGGUACGGGCUCGGGCAGACGUAUGAGAUUCUCGCCAUGCCCUACUACGCCCUCUACUACUACCGUAAAGCAGCCUCCCUGCGCCCCCACGACUCACGCAUGUGGUGUGCCAUGGGGCAGUGCUACGAGGCACAGCAGCUGCAGCAGCCAGAAGCCGCCAUCCGCUGCUACCGCCGUGCCGUCGCCAGCAACGAGAGCGAGGGCCUGGCACUGCACAAGCUGUCGAAGCUGUAUGAGGGGCUGGGGCAGAUGAGGCAAGCUGCUCAUUUCUACAAGCGCAAUCUGGAUCGAAUGGACUCGGAGCAGGUGGAGGGGCCGGAGCUAGUUGAGGCGCUGCUCUUCCUGGCCACACACCACCGCUCUGAAGGAAGUCUUGCGGAGGCAGAACGAUACUCCACGCGUCUCCUCGACUUCGGUGGACCGGCGAAGGAGGAUGCCAAGGCUCUACUACGGGAGCUUCGGAGCGUGCACCAGCACGAGCAUCAGCACCGCCCGCAUGGCAUGGGGCCAUUGUCGUCCUUGGGAUUGGAGAGUGGGGCCGCGGCUGAGAAUCCCUCCUCGACUGCUCCGACUGCUGACGCCAACCACGCUGUCAAGGACGCGACGGAUCGAAACACUUCCGCUGUAGUAGAGGGAGAGGCGAAAGCAAAGGGGGGUGAAGCGGAGAGAGGAGAGGAGCGAGCAGCGGGCAUAGCUUCCUUCACCAAGUCCGAUCCUCCCAUUACCUCGGGAACACCUACAGUAAACUUGCAAGCACCCAUGGACUCUUCGCCGGCUGUGGCAGACUCGGUCCCUUCGCAGCCCGUGGAACCACCGCAACUGGCAGAGCAGUCGCUGCCACAGCCGCCGCAGCCGUCACAGGUGACGGAGUCGAGUCAGAAGUUGCCGGUGGAACCGUCGCAACCGGUAGAGCCGUCGCAACCGGUAGUGCCGUCGCAAUUGGUAGUGCCGCCGCAGCCUCUCGAAGCGCAACAGGCGGAGACCCCACAGGCGGGCCCUCCGCAGGCGGAACCGCCGCAGGCGGAGCCCAUGCAACAAGAUUCUGCGCUCCCUGCGGCUCCUGCAGGCAGUGCGGAGCAAUCUGCGCAGCAGUCCGCGGAGCUACCCGCGCAGCCAGGUGGGGAAAGCGCAGGGGCAGGAAUGGCGGAAGGGGAAGCCGCAGGCGCAGGAAUCGCCGAUGCGGAAAUGGUUGGGGGGGACGGGGGAACGCAGGCGAUGGGGAAAGCGGGAGCGGGUGACGAUAUGCGUGUGAGUGAAGCGGGCGGAGCGGAUGGUGGUGUGAUGAGCACGGAGGGGCACAUGGCCUCCGCGCAGGCGCUCAUUCCCCCCCCAGGGCACAUGGGCGCACCGGGACACAUGCCCCAAGGGGCGGACGUUGUGGGAAUGACCGUAACAGAAGGCAUCCCCAUGACCAUGCAUCCCAUGCACCAUCCCAUGCACCACACCAUGCCCCAUGGCAUGCCACAUGGCAUGCCCAAUGCCAUGCCCCAUGCCAUGCAGCACGGCAUGCCUCCAGGCUCGGUCCUCCCCUCCCAACUCAACCAGCAAGUCUCAGUUCUCCAUCCCACGCCUGUCCACCUCUCUCCCACAUCAAUGGCUAUGGGUUCCUCGGCGAAAUCCGAAGGCGCGAUCUCAGCCGUCCCUUCCCUGGACCAGCCGCUGGUGCUCAGCCGAGCCUCAGCCUUGGCGGCGCUCGGAGCUGACCCCGAGGCUUGGAGCCGCAUGUCGGCGGUUCGGCGGCGGGUGGCGGUGACAGGGCAGGUGAAGAAGGAGAUUUGCGAGCUGAAGCUGCAGCUGGGGGACGUGUCUCAAGACGAGAUGGUUGAGCAGGUGUACAGGCGGUAUGGAGUGAGGCUCAGUCGCACAACGGUCUCCAAGAUUCUCAAGGACGCGCCCAGGUGGCUCAGAGUGUCGGGCGCAGCAGCCAAGCAGAAGCGGUGCCGCAUGGCCAAGUUCCCCCAGAUGGAAGCUGCUUUGGCGCACUGGUACCGACAGGUGAGUUCAAUGCACGCCAACAUCAGUGAUGCCAUGAUAGUGGACAAGGCCAGACAGCUCUCAGUGGAGCUGAGUAUCCUCCCGGACGAGUUCAAGGUGUCGGACGGCUGGCUCUACCGCUUCAAGCGCCGCCAUGAGCUGCCCACUGCUCGCAAGCGAGCCCUCCCUGGGACUAAACCUGAAGACCAGAUGGGUGAACACGGGGGAGCACUUACCUCUUCCCAGCAAGACUCACCAACCGGGGGCAUGCAUAGCAGCAUGGGUCCGUACGGUACCAUGCUACCCUAUGGCGACCCUUCCCCCAUGCACUCAGCAGCCAUGGCUGGAGGAGCAGCAGGAGGAAGCAGCAGUCAGCACCCGAUGCUUCCACACCAGCAUCACAUGAUCCCGCAUGACCCAUCUGCCUUGGGUGCUGCUGCUGGCUCUGCUGCUGGGACUGCUGGGGCUGUUAUGGGAGGGUCCCUUGGCAUGCCGGGUAUGGCAGGAGGUUCGCUACAGGGAUUGCAAGGCAGCCGCGGAAUGGGGUCUGGUGGUGGAGGGCUUGAAGCAGGGGAGGGGAUGGAGGAUGUGAUGGAAGGGAGUGAUUCGUAUGGAGAGUCGGAGGAGGAGGAAGAUGAAGGGAUGGAGGGAGGCAGUGGAGGGGAGAGUGGGUUUGGGAUGGGUGGUGGCAGAUGGUCGGCUGGAGGGAGUGGGAUGGGGAAGAGGAUGCAGAUGGCAAUGGCAUCGGCAAUGAGUGGGUUGAGUCCUAUUGAUAUGGAGAGGUACUCUCAAGUGAAGUCUCUGUUUGCUGGAGCUCUGAAGAAACUAGAGUCAUACCCUCGGCUGUGA
Closterium sp. NIES-65 is the source of this 4932-nucleotide messenger RNA. The record is from the annotation of a GenBank genome assembly. Lineage: Eukaryota; Viridiplantae; Streptophyta; Zygnematophyceae; Desmidiales; Closteriaceae.